GUUGUUACAACUGUUAAUAUGAAAGAAGGAUACUACCCAAUAGAUGGAUGUAUUAAAGAAGAUUCUUUUAUGGAAAAUUUGCAUCCUAAAACGAUAAAGAAUUGUUCUCCAAACUGUAAAAAGCCAGUUGAUCAGCUAACUGUUGGUUUAGAACAUUCAACCUCCAUUCACAGGACUGUUUCAAGCUCAUCAGCUGUGAUGUCGGAGACUAAAACUACAGAAGAAAUUGAUGAAGCAUUGAAGAUAGCAGGCUAUAAUUUUGAACAAUUAAAUAUUUCUGUAAAAAUGCUUGAACGCAUAGAGAAUCAAACAAAAGAGGAGACACAUAAUCUUAUAGAAGUUGUGGAGAAACAAUUUGAUAAACUUGUUGCUUCUCUUGAUUCCAGGAAAAAGAACUGGUGUGAAGAACUUGUAAGAAGUACAGAUGAUUAUUUAUCAAAUUUAAUAAUGGCUAAAAGCUACAUUGAAGAGAAAAAAAAUGAUUUGGAUGCAGCUAUGAAGAUAGCAAAAGAGUUAAAAUCAGCACCUUCUCUGAGGACAUACUGUGACCUGAAUCAGAUUAUCCGGACUUUGAAGUUAACAUCUGAGAGUGAAUUGUCACAAGUUAGUUCUUUAAAACCAAGGAACCCUCCCAGGUUGAAUAUGAAUUGUAGUGAGAUUAUGUGCAUGUUCAACAAUAUGGGAAAGUUUGACUUUGAGGACUCAACAAAAUAUUAUCCCCAAGAAAAUGAAGUUGGACAGAGUGUUCAAAAGAAAUAUAAUAGUAAAAAGGAACUUUCUUAUGUUACAUACUCAUCACUAGAAAACAAAAAGAUUGAUGUGUCUGUCCUAACCAGUGAAGUGCCAGCACCUCCUUUACAACUGGAGACCAGUGGUGUCCAUUCAGAAGAGAUUGUCCAGCCACAGAAAGAGGUCAUUGCAGUCACAUCCUCUAAAACCAUUGCUGUGCUCCCUCAAAUGGGAUCUAGUCCUGAUGUGAUAAUUGAAGAAAUUAUUGAAGAAAACCCAGAACCUUGCUUCACAGAUGAUCUUACGGAGACUCCUAGAUAUCCCAAAAAACCUCUUCAGAAAGAGUCAACUGUUUCUUUUGGAUCAAAAACAGGUUGUCCAGAGCUAGUUUUUGUAAGCCAUGUAAUACAUCCUUGCCACUUCUAUAUUCGAAAAUAUUCACAAAUAAAAGAUGCAACAGUAUUGGAGAAGAAGGUGAAUCAAAUUUGCAAUAAGAAUUUACAUCUUGAUCCUUCAGACAUUUUGGAGCUAGGUGCAAGAAUAUUUGUCAACAGUAUUGAAAAUGGAAUGUGGUGUCGAGGAACUAUCACUGAAUUAAUUCCGAUAGAAAGUAAAAAUAUUAGAAAACCCUGUAGUCCAACCAAAUUCUCAGUUCGUGAAGUUGCAUUAAUACAAAUAUUCAUGGUAGAUUUUGGAAAUUCUGAAGUCCUAAUCGUCACAGGAGUUGGUGAUACCCACAUAAGACCAGAACACAUUGCUGAGCAGCAUGUUGUACUAAAUGAUUUAUGUCCGGUUCUGAGGAAGUCUGAACCAUAUAUUGAAGGGCUGGUGAAAGAUAUCCCACCAUUAGCAUACCCAUGCUCCUUAAAAGACAUUGUUCCACAUAAUUCAAGUGAAGGCUGGGAAGAGGAAGCUAAACUGGAAUUUUUGAAAAUGGUGAAUAACAAGGCUGUUUUAAUGAAAGUUUUUAGAGAAGAAAAUGGUGUGCUUAUUGUAGAUCUGCAGAAACCACCAACAAAUAAAAUAAGCAGUGAUAUGCCUGUGUCUCUCAGAGAUGCAUUAGUUUUUAUGGAACUAGCACGAUUUAGGUCACAAUCACCAAGAAGUCACACUGAAGAAAAUAUGGCUUUACGCUAUCAUCCACCUAUUUUGCCUAAAGAAAUGACAGAUGUUUCAGUUAUGGUUUGUCAUAUAAAUAGUCCUACUGAUUUCUACCUUCAGUUGAUAGAAAACCUGGAUUUUUUAUUUCUUUUAAAAACCAUUGAGGAAUUCUACAAAAGUGACGAUGGAGAAAAUCUGGAAAUUGUCUGUCCAGUUCAAGAUCAAGCAUGUGUAGCUAAAUUUGAAGAUGGAGUUUGGUACCGAGCUAAAGUCACUGGAUUGCCUGGCCGUCGGGAAGUUGAAGUUAAAUAUGUGGACUUUGGUAAUACUGCAAAAAUAACACUUAAGGAAAUGCGUAAAAUAAAAGAUGAGUUUCUGAAUCACCCAGAGAAGGCAAUUAAAUGUAAACUGGCACGUAUUGAGCCAUGUAAAAAGAUGACGCAGUGGUCCAAAAAAGCUAAAGAAAAAUUUGAAGAAAAGGCUCAAGAUAAAUUUAUGACAUGUUCAGUUAUUAAAAUUUUAGAAGAUAAUGUGCUCUUAGUUGAGCUUUUUGAUUCUUUUGCUGCUCCUGGAAUGACUCCUACUAGUAUUAAUGACCAGCUUGUGAAAGAAGGCUUAGCAUCUUAUGAAGUAGGAUAUACCCUCAAAGAUAAUUCUAAAAAGCAUAUAGAAGUAUGGGAUCCUUCUCCAGAAGAAAUUAUUUCAAAUGAAGUAAACAACUUAAGUCCUAUGUCUGUAAAAUCUCUACCUAAUGAGAAUUUCCAGUCACUUUAUAAUAAGGAAUUGCCUGUGCAUAUCUGUAAUGUAAUAUCUCCUGAGAAGAUUUAUGUUCAGUGGUUGUUAACAGAAAACUUACUUAAUAGUUUAGAAGAAAAGAUGAUAACUGCUUAUGAAAACAAAGAAUGGGAACCUAUUAAAUGGGAAAAUGAUAUGCACUGUGCUGUUAAGGUCCCAGAUAAAAAUCAGUGGCGAAGAGGCCAGAUCAUCAGGAUGAUCACAGACACACUAGUAGAGGUAUUGCUGUAUGACGUGGGUGUUGAACUAGUAGUGAAUAUUAACUGUUUAAGAGAACUUCAAGAAAAUCUAAAGACAAUGGGAAGAUUAUCUUUGGAAUGCUCUCUUGUCGAUAUAAGACCAACUGGUGGGAGUGACAAGUGGACAGCAACAGCUUGUGACUGUCUUUCAUUGUACCUCACUGGAGCGAUAGCAACCAUAACUUUACAGGAAAGCAACACAACAUGGCCAUUACCUGUGAAAAUUUUCUGCAGAGAUGAAAAAGGAGAGCGUGUCGAUGUUUCUAAAUAUCUGAUUAAAAAAGGUUUGGCUUUGAGAGAAAGAAGAAUUAAUAAAUCAAAUAACAGCCAUUCAUCUGAGAAGUCUCUGCAGAUCCCCCUGGGACAAGAAGAUUUAAUAGUUACCACUAAGUGUAUUAAAAUUAACUUUGACUCUGAGAAAAAAGCUACUGAUUCAAUCAGUGAACACAAGGUAUCUGAAUUUAAGGAGCAGAUUUCAGAGCCAAGAGCCAUUGGGUGCUAUAAACCACCAGUUAUUCCUAAUAUGAAAGUAUUUGAGGCAGUAGUCAGCUGCAUUGGUGAUGAUGGAACUAUAUUCAUAAUACCUAAAUUAUCAGAAUUUGAGCUGGUAAAAAUGAUGAAUGAAAUUCAAAGUAAUUUAAAAUACCUUGGUCUUUUGGAACCUUAUUUCUGGAAAAAGGGAGAACCCUGUGCAGUGAGAGGAUCAGAUACAAUGUGGUAUCGAGGCAAAGUAAUGGAAGUUGUAGGUGGCACUAUCAGGGUACAAUAUUUAGAUCAUGGAUUCACUGAGAAAAUUCCACAGUGUCAUCUUUACCCUAUUUUACUAUAUCCUGAUACACCACAGUUUUGUAUUCCUUGUCAGCUGUAUCAUACUAUACCAGUUGGGAAUGUCUGGCAGCCAGAUGCAAUAGAGCUUCUUCAGGAGCUGCUUUCAAAGAGAGAGGUGGAUGUUCACAUUAUGGAAUUGCCUGAAAAUCCAUGGGGGAAAUUGUCUGUUCAUCUCUAUUUUGAUGGAAUGUCACUUUCCUAUUUUAUGACACACCAUAAAUACUGCACUUUUGAACACUGUGAAGAGAUAUUUAAAGAAAAACCAGCAGAUUACGAUAAAAAGUAUGAGGAAGAAAGUUGGGAAAUAAAAUUCGAGGAAUUGCUUUUGUCUGAAACGGAGACUCCUAUUUUACCACUAUAUUUGUCUUCAUCUCUACCUCCCCCAGAAGAACUGUAUGCUGUUCAAGUGAAACACGUUGUCUCACCUAACGAAGUGUACAUUUGCCUUGAUUCUGUAGAAAACUGUAGUCAGUGUAACCAUCAUAGUAACACAGAUGACAUCACCUGGGAAUCGGAAUCCGAGAGUCUUGAAGAAGCACUGCAGAGGUUUAAUAAGAAUGUAGAGACAUUCCCUCCUCUGACAGAUUUUAGAACAGAAAUGCCUUGCCUUGCAGAAUAUGCUGAUGGCUUAUGGUAUAGAGCAAAGAUUGUAUCCAUUAAAGAGUUUAAUCCUUUAUCUCUCCUGGUACAGUUUGUUGAUUAUGGAUCAACUGAAAAGCUGACAGUAAACAGACUGCGUCAAAUUCCUCUUCAUCUUAUGCAGUACCCAGCCCGAGCCAUAAAGGUUCUCUUGGCUGGUUUUAAACCUCCUAUAAGAGACUCAGGAAAGACAAGAAUACCAUAUUGUCCCAAGUGGAGCAUGGAGGCAUUGUGGGCCAUGAUAGAUUGUCUUCAAGGAAAACAGCUCUAUGCUUCCUCCAUGGCUCAGGCACCAGAACAAAUAGUGACAUUAUAUGAAGAUGAACAGUAUCCAGUUCAUAUGUCAUUAGUAGAAAUGGGGCUGGCAGACAGAGAUGAAUGA
This is a messenger RNA of Urocitellus parryii (Arctic ground squirrel), 4713 nucleotides long. Lineage: Eukaryota; Metazoa; Chordata; Mammalia; Rodentia; Sciuridae. The record is from RefSeq and is a predicted model, not a curated record.